This is a messenger RNA of Sorghum bicolor (sorghum), 2140 nucleotides long. Its product is annotated as glucan endo-1,3-beta-glucosidase 7. Gene Ontology annotation, molecular function: hydrolase activity, hydrolyzing O-glycosyl compounds. The transcript has 3 exons. The coding region runs from base 286 to 1707 and encodes 473 amino acids. The record is from RefSeq and is a predicted model, not a curated record. Lineage: Eukaryota; Viridiplantae; Streptophyta; Magnoliopsida; Poales; Poaceae. Gene Ontology annotation, biological process: carbohydrate metabolic process. Gene Ontology annotation, cellular component: plasma membrane.
AGUAGUACUAGCAUAUAGGCUGCUGGGUGGGUAGCCCCCGCCCGCGUAGGCGUAGCCAUACGAUUCCUCCUGCGUCAUCUCAUCUAGCCGGCGAUCUCGUGGAGCUCGCGUCCACGUUUUAACGGCUCCACUCCUAAUCUAAUCCUAACACAGUGGCUGAGCUCAGCUCACACUUGGCCGGCCUCGUUCUGCUGCAGUGCAGGUGCAGCUCGUCCCUUUCCCCCCCAAUCUUCUUCUCCAAUCCCGUUCUUCUGGGCUCUCUGUCGGACAGGUGACAGGAUCCCCAUGGGCAUGGGCGCCGAGGCGAGGAGGAAGCCCGCCGCCGCCGCGGCUCUGCUGCCAAUCUGGCUCAUCUGCCUCGUCUGCGCCUCGACAGCGGAGCCGUACAUCGGCGUCAACUACGGCGAGGUGGCGGACAACCUGCCGUCGCCGGACGAGACGGCGAAGCUGCUCAAGUCGACGUCCAUCUCCAAGGUGCGUCUCUACGGCGUGGACGCGGGGCUGAUCCGUGCGCUGGCGGGGUCCGGCAUCUCGGUCGUCGUCGGCGUGGCGAACGGCGACAUCCCCUCGCUGGCCGCCGACCCGGCGGCGGCGUCGCGGUGGCUGGCGGCCAACGUGCUGCCGUUCGUCCCGGCCACCACCAUCUCGGCCGUGGCCGUCGGCAACGAGGUGCUGGAGUCCGGCGACGCCACGCUGGCCGCGGCGCUGCUCCCGGCCAUGCAGAACCUCCGCGCCGCGGCCCUGGCCGCCGGGGACGGCGCGGCGGGGAUCCGGUUCUCCACCGUCAACACCAUGGGCGUGAUGGCGCAGUCGGACCCGCCCUCCACGGGCGCGUUCCACCCGGACGUGGCGCCGCAGCUGCAGCAGAUCCUGGCGUUCCUCAGCCGGACCGGCGCGCCCUUCAUGAUCAACCCGUACCCGUGGUUCGCGUACCAGUCGGACCCGCGCCCGGAGACGCUGGCGUUCUGCCUGUUCCAGCCCAACGCCGGCCGCGUCGACGGCGGGUCCAAGAUCAGGUACACCAACAUGUUCGACGCGCAGCUGGACGCCGUCAAGUCGGCGCUGGUGCGCGCCGGGUACGGGAGCGUGGACAUCGUGGUGGCCGAGACGGGUUGGCCGACGAAAGGCGACGCCGGGGAGCCCGGCGCCACGGCGGAGAACGCCAGGGCGUACGUGUCCAACCUGGUGGCGCACCUUCGGUCCGGCGCCGGCACGCCGCUGAUGCCGGGGAAGUCGGUGGAGACGUACCUGUUCGCGCUCUACGACGAGGACCUCAAGCCUGGCCCGACGUCGGAGCGCUCGUUCGGGCUGUACCACACGGACCUCACCAUGGCGUACGACGCCGGGCUCACCUCCUCCUCCAGCGCCGGGGCGGCGGGGGGAGGAGGAGGAGGAGGAGGAAGCGCGGCGGCGCAGCCCAAGCAGGGCGGCGGGUGGUGCGUGGCGCGGGACGGCGCCUCGGACGCGGACCUGCAGGCGGACCUGGACUACGCGUGCUCGCAGCUGGGCGUCGACUGCGGCGCCAUCCAGCCAGGCGGCGCGUGCUUCGAGCCCAACACGGUGCGCGCGCACGCCGCGUACGCCAUGAACCAGCUGUACCAGGCGGCCGGCCGGCACCCGUGGAACUGCGACUUCCGGGCGUCCGCCACGCUCACCUCCGAGAACCCAAGCUACGGCGCCUGUGUGUACACCGGUGGCGCCCAAUAAUACACCGCGCACGGCGGUGCUAAUCCCGUGGCACAUGAUUAAUUUUGCGAGUACCUUGCAUGAUGGAUUGCCGAGUGAAAAAGGUUGGGCCUAUACAGGCUACAGCAAGGGCUCUCUGUGGACGAACCGAAUAAAGCUACACGAAUAAUUGUGGUUGUUGCCGUGGUGUACUGUAGUGCAUGGAUGCGAAUGCGAUCCAUGGAAUGGAAGAGCGAAGCAUCCUCAUGUUUCGUAGCACCAGAAGUUUCCUUGGACAGGCUGGGCAGUGAAUCUGUGAUUGUGACUUCGUGUAAAAAAAAACUGUUAGAAGUUGCCAGUGUCGCCGUGAGCUUCGUGUACGUAGUACGUACGUGUCUAAAUGUACGAGUAGCAUGAGAUUAUAUGUAUCUGUAUUUUUUUUAAAAAAAUAAUAAUCUUCAUUCAGCUUUCAGCA